AAAAGAAAAGCAAAGAGUACACAAGGUUAAUGGCAGCAAUAGCUCCGGCAAUGGCUUCACCUUGGAAAAAAAGACAUGGUUAACCACAAAACCAUUAGCCAGAAGUACUUUAUAUGAUACACAAAAUUAUAAAAAUACACAGUAAAUAGCUUUGUCAGGACAAAAAACAAAACACAUGACUGAAUCAGUUGUACAUUUUGUAAGAAAGAAAAAUAAAAGUGGUAACACAAAGUUAAUGACAUCAAUAGGAAAAUACACAUAUGAACACAGAAGCACAGUCAGAACUACUUUCUUUGGAAAAGACAAAGAUUAUAGAAAGUUAAUGAGAAAACACAGUUAAAAAUGAAGCUGAUUACUUUCUUUGGUAAAAAAACCCCAAAACAGAAUACACAUAGUUAAUGGUAAGAAUAGCUCUCUGUCAAUGACUUCAUUCAGGAUUAAAUACGGCAAUCAAAAAAUAUUCUCAGUUAGUAAUAAAAACAUCAAAGAUUUGGAUAAAACAGUCAGUGGACAAGUCUGCAUUCAUUCAUACUUUUGAUCAUGUUUUACCUCAAUUGUAAGUUGUUAAAGUGGUGUUUUUGAAAAAGGAAUGAACACUGAACCAGUUUACAUGUUUAGCUGUUUUCUGCUUUCAUGGCCUUAGGAUGAGUAGAAAUAAACAUUUUGACCUGAGCUGAUUAAUAAGGUUAGUAUUCCUUUAUAAUCAACACUAGUCUGUAAAGUAGGGCUCGGAAGAAUAAAGAUGGUUAAAUGGUGAGACAGGAGUUUAAUGUUUCAAGAAUCCAAAGUGAAAGAGAUCAAUAAAAUAGUGGGCACCAAGCUAAGCAUGGUUUAUUUCUUUGGUUUGUAGGUUAUUAAAUAGACUUUUUCAAGGAAUGCACGAUGUUUUUAUUAAUAGAAAUGCAUUUAGGUUUGGCUGCCGUAUAAAAUAUCAGGAUUUUGAUAUGAUGGGCAUGAUUGUACCCAUCAUGACUUGUUUUGUUACUUUGAACACGACGCUUACUAUCAUAAAAACAAGCUGUUAUAGUUGGUGCGUAGGCUAUAAAUUGCCCACCAGCCCCCCGCAAGACGAGCUUGUAAUUGGGGGGGGAAACAUUCACCACAACCGGCGCUGCUCAGGGGUUUCCCGUAAGAUAACCUCGGUGGACGGUAAUGAACCCAGAACAAUGAAGGAACAGAGUGUGGUGUCCCGGGUGUUCAGCCAUGCAAGCUCAGACUAAAGGAUGACGAGACGGGUCCCGCCUCUCUGGCGUCCAAAAUAGAAACUGUGAAAGCAGAAACCAGCCAACCACGGAGGCUCUCAAACACCGACACUGUGGAGCAUCACUCCUGUUGUGGGACACCGGUCAUGUGUUGGUUGUUAGGGAAAUGGAGCAGCUUAUGGGGCUAAGAGUGAGAGGAAACAGGAGCGUUUACUGGUUUGGUGGAUUUGUUUUUUAUAGUCGCAUUAUUCAGACGUUUCGGAUGUAGCCCAGCAAAAUGAGUGACGGGGGGAGCAAAAUAAAGUUAAAUAUCUCCGAAAGAGCAGCGCAUUGCUGUCUGCUGCGAUCGGACUGUGGUCAUGCAUAGUUCAGCUGGAUCUUCGUCAGGACACCUACAGAGAGUUGUUUGCAGGUUCUUAGUUGAGCUUCAUCUGGAUUCAGGUUUAUUUGCACUGUUUUCAUCUCAUGCAACCCUUACCAACCAUGGCAAGGUUGCGGAGGAAGGCUUGCGUUGCCCUGUUCCUUUUCACCCUCUUCAUCUUUGGGACUUUGAUGGGACUGAGGACCCUGAAGCCUACUGACGGAUUCUCGGAUUUGGCCCCUGGCUUGGAGCUCCUGCCGAUAUUAGGAGGGAGGAUGUCCCGGGAAGCCACUGCGUCCCCAGUUCAAUCACACCAUCACGGGGGCAACACAAAAACAGCCCUGUCCAACUCCGGUCCCAAAGGGACCAUAUUCUAUGACGUUCACAUCUUUUAUUACACUUGGUACGGCAGCCCGCACAUGGACGGGAAAUACAUCCACUGGGACCACAUCCUGGUUCCACACUGGGACCCCAAGGUCGCAUCCAGCUACCCGAGAGGAAGACACAUGCCGCCCGAGGACAUCGCCUCCAGUUUCUACCCGGAGCUCAAUCCGUAUAGCUCCCGGGAUCCGGACGUGUUGGAGUCCCACAUGGAGCAGAUCGGAGCCUCUGCGGCAGGGGUUCUGGUGCUGUCUUGGUAUCCUCCUGGACUUGCUGACGACAACGGGGAACCCGCUGAGGAUUUGGUGCCAGCUGUACUGGAUGCUGCAUACAGACACAACCUGAAGGUUGCAUUUCACAUCCAGCCCUACAGAGGGAGAAAUGACCAGACUUUGCACGAAAACAUCAAGUACAUCAUUGACAGGUACGGUGACCACGGGGCCUUCUACAAGUUCACUUCCAGCACAGGGAAGAACCUUCCUCUGUUCUACAUCUAUGACUCCUAUCUGACUCCACCAGAGUCUUGGUCUGAAUUUUUGACUCCCUUUGGCUCCCACAGUGUGCGUGGUUCAGCCUAUGACUCUAUGUUCAUUGCUCUGAUCGUUGAGGAACGUCACAAGCAUGACAUCCUCGCUGGUGGCUUUGACGGCAUGUACACUUACUUCGCCUCCAAUGGCUUCUCCUUCGGCUCCUCUCACCACAACUGGAAGGCAAUAAAAGCCUUCUGCGACGGGAACAACCUCCUUUUCAUCCCCAGCGUUGGACCCGGUUACACCGACACCAGCAUUCGACCGUGGAACAACCACAACACGCGGAACAGGGUGAAUGGCCGUUACUACGAGACGGCCCUGCAGGCAGCACUCAACGUGAGGCCAGAGGUUGUCACCAUCACGUCUUUUAACGAAUGGCACGAAGGGACUCAGAUAGAGAGGGCCAUGCCUAAGAAAACUGUAACCCGUGUGUACUUGGACUAUCAGCCACACGGACCUGAGCACUACCUGGAACUCACCCGCAGCUGGGCCGAGCAGUUCAAAAAAGAGAAGCAGCAGUGGCUGAUGUGAACUUUGAGUCAAACUAACUUUAAACAGCAUGCUCUACGGAGUCUGAGUGAUAAAAUGGCAGCAAAUGCUCAUUCUUGUGACUAAAACACAAUUUUGAGGGUCUUUGGUUAGAGCAAUUUUACCAGAUUUUUCACAGCCUCUGAAGUGCUCUGUGGGUCUGUCUGAUCUGCUCUUACACCUGUUAAUCAAAAACAAAAUGUCUAUCUCAACAGUAAAAAGAUAACUCCAACAA
Girardinichthys multiradiatus is the source of this 3237-nucleotide messenger RNA. RefSeq names its product glycoprotein endo-alpha-1,2-mannosidase-like protein. Gene Ontology annotation, molecular function: alpha-mannosidase activity. The record is from RefSeq and is a predicted model, not a curated record. Gene Ontology annotation, cellular component: Golgi apparatus. NCBI's taxonomy places the organism in Eukaryota, Metazoa, Chordata, Actinopteri, Cyprinodontiformes, Goodeidae. The transcript is spliced from 5 exons. Bases 1668 to 3005 code for a protein of 445 amino acids.